AUUUUGAAAUCUCCUCAGAAGUUUGGUGGAAAACACAUUUUAGAAGAGAAUAACAAUGAAUAUUUUAUCAACAAGAUAGAAUUUUUUAAAAAACGAAUUUUAUCAGAAAUGGAAAAAGACGACAAGAAUUUAUGGAUCGAAUAUAUGAACCAUCAUCGUGAAAAGUAUUUACUUGAGUGUAUUUCAACGAAACUGAUAUUAAAUACGAUGAACUACAAAAAUUAUCAGAAAGUUGCUG
Racocetra persica is the source of this 238-nucleotide messenger RNA. Lineage: Eukaryota; Fungi; Glomeromycota; Glomeromycetes; Diversisporales; Gigasporaceae. The record is from the annotation of a GenBank genome assembly.